Plasmodium malariae is the source of this 774-nucleotide messenger RNA. It is a transcript of the gene AQP, whose product is annotated as aquaglyceroporin, putative. Gene Ontology annotation, molecular function: water channel activity; glycerol channel activity. Bases 1 to 774 code for a protein of 257 amino acids. The record is from RefSeq and is a predicted model, not a curated record. Gene Ontology annotation, biological process: glycerol transmembrane transport; water transport. Gene Ontology annotation, cellular component: plasma membrane. NCBI's taxonomy places the organism in Eukaryota, Apicomplexa, Aconoidasida, Haemosporida, Plasmodiidae. The transcript has a single exon.
AUGCAGAUGCGUUCAUGUAAUACUCAUGUGAAAGAAUUCGUAGGAGAGUUUAUAGGAACAUUUGUGUUGAUGUUUUUUGGGGAAGGUUCAACAGCAAAUUAUCUUACAGUUGAAAGCGCAAAAGAUUGGUUAAGAUUAUGUAUAGGAUGGAGUUUAGGUGUAUUUUUUGGAAUUUUAGUAUCAGCCAAACUAAGCGGUGCACAUUUAAAUUUAGCAGUGUCAAUAGGAUUAGCAAGUAUUAAAAAGUUUGAAUAUGUGAAAAUACCUUUAUAUUUUUUAGCACAACUACUAGGAUCCUUUUUAGCUACAUCAUCAGUAUAUGGAUUAUAUCAUGGUUUUGGAAUUAAUAAAAUUCCUGAAUAUUCAUGGGAGACGUCUAGAAAUGCGGCUGUUAGUAUUCCAAGUGCUUUUAUUCAUGAAUUAAUAUUAACGGGAAUAUUAUUAUUUGUAAUAUUAGUUGUAACUAAUGAAACAAUAUGUGGAGAAUUCCAUGUUUUGAAAGUUAGUGGAGUAGUUGGAUUAACCAUUUUAUGUAUUGGUUUAAGUUUUGGUGGUAAUACAGGUUUUGCUCUUAAUCCUUCAAGAGAUUUAGGUGCUAGAUUCCUUUCGUUAAUUGCUUAUGGAACAGAUGCAUUUACAAAAGAUAGCUUUUAUUUUUGGAUUCCUCUUACUGCUCCAAUUGUAGGAGCUGUAAUUUUUUGUCAAUUUUUCGAUAAAAUAAUUUUCCCAUUAGUAGAAAUGGUAGAAGACAAUAAAGGUGUAGCAGAGGUAUAA